UGCUCUUCCCUUUCCAAGCCAUUGAUGAUGACCCUGAGUAAUUCCAGCUGGAGGCUGAUCCAGCCGUCCUUUCUCCUGAUUGGCAUCCCAGGUUUAGAGGAAAGCCAGCACUGGAUAGCGUUGCCACUGUGUGUCCUUUACCUCCUUGCCCUAGUGGGCAAUGUCACCAUCGUCUUCACCGUCUGGACUGACCCAUCCUUGCACCAGCCUAUGUACCUCUUCCUGGCCAUGCUCUCUGGCAUUGACCUGGUCCUGGCCUCCUCCACGGCACCCAAAGCCCUUGCCGUGCUCCUGGCUCGUGCCCGUGAGAUUGGGUACACUGUCUGCCUGACCCAGAUGUUCUUCAUCCAUGCGUUCUCUUCCAUGGAGUCAGGUGUACUUGUGGCCAUGGCUCUGGAUCGUUAUGUAGCCAUUUGUCUCCCUCUGCACCAUUCCUCCAUCCUGCAUCCCGGGGUCAUAGGGCGCAUUGGAAUGGCAGUGCUGGUGCGGGGCUUACUCCUCCUCCUCCCCUUCCCCAUCCUGUUGCAGAGACUUGUCUUCUGCCAGGCCACCGUCAUAGGCCAUGCCUAUUGUGAACACAUGGCUGUGGUGAAACUUGCCUGCUCAGAAAGCACAGUGAACCAAGCUUAUGGGUUGGCGGUGGCACUGCUUGUGGUUGGUCUAGACGUCCUGGCCAUUGGUGUUUCCUAUGCCCUCAUCCUGCAGGCAGUGCUGAAGGUACCAGGGGGUGAGGCCCGACUUAAGGCCUUCAGCACAUGUGGGUCUCAUAUUUGUGUCAUCCUGGUCUUCUAUGUUCCUGGAAUAUUCUCCUUCCUCACUCACCGCUUUGGCCACCAGGUGCCCCAUCACGUCCAUGUUCUUCUGGCCACUCUCUAUCUCCUUGUGCCACCUGCACUCAACCCUCUUGUCUAUGGGGUGAAGACUCAGCAGAUCCGCCAGCGAGUACUCAGUGUGUUCUACGUAAAAGGAUAG
Messenger RNA from Hippopotamus amphibius kiboko, 972 nucleotides. RefSeq names its product olfactory receptor 52L1-like. Gene Ontology annotation, molecular function: olfactory receptor activity; G protein-coupled receptor activity. Gene Ontology annotation, biological process: G protein-coupled receptor signaling pathway. The record is from RefSeq and is a predicted model, not a curated record. The transcript has a single exon. Lineage: Eukaryota; Metazoa; Chordata; Mammalia; Artiodactyla; Hippopotamidae. The coding region runs from base 25 to 972 and encodes 315 amino acids. Gene Ontology annotation, cellular component: membrane.